AUGUUGAGGCGAGACAGAAUCUGCUUCCCCAGAAAGGAGGUAUGUGAAGAGUCUUUGUUCUCUGGGAUUGAGAUGGUGAGUGUGGGAGUCAGCACAGAGCCCUGCCAUGCUAGGUGGGAGGUAGAGACAGAUGAAGUUGUUCUACAGCGGCGGCAAAAACAGAUAGAUUAUGGCAAGCGCACACCUGGUUACCAGUGUUUCCUGCAGCAGGUCCCCAAGGCAAAGCGACAGCCAGGACUUCACCCUCAAACACCAAAUAAGAACAGGAGGUACAGCCGUCGCUCGUGGGAUGCCCAAAUCAGGCAGUGGAGAAGAGCUCUACAUUCUUGGGACCCCCCCAGCCAGCCUCUGCAGGGCAGGGGGGCUGAGGGGCAGGGGAUGGAGCAUCUCUUAGAGCCAAUGGGUUCCACCCCUUUGGAUGACCUUUUGGAUGACUGGUUCCAGGCCCUAGAACCCUCAACGAAUCUGGAUGGAGACCAGAAGGGAGCCCAGUUUGCAGACUUGGUGGCUCCUGCCUACUCCCUUCCCUGGCUCUGUGAGGAAGAUCCCCACCACUGGUGCUACUUUGUAGCUGACAGUUACAUAUCUGUCCUAGACUUGAGUGGGGCACAAAAUAUUUAG
Molecule: messenger RNA, 621 nt
Organism: Puma concolor (puma)
Lineage: Eukaryota; Metazoa; Chordata; Mammalia; Carnivora; Felidae
Source: RefSeq, a predicted model, not a curated record